AGCUAUCAUCUGUGGAGCCAGUGGCUGCGUUAUUUUGAUCUUCGUAAUUUUUUUCAAAAGUUUCGUAAGAAAUAAACACCGGAGCCCGGGGUAUAGCUGGAGAUGUCCGGACAAUAUUUUGCAAUAAUACAAUGUCGGACUGGUAUUGGAAGGUCAUAGCUUUAAAAGCGGCUUUCGUGUUAACUUGUUUUGUUUCUUAUCUGCGUGCCGAUGAUAAUAUACAGAAGUUACCGUUUUGUAAUCCUCACAAUAAUGCGAACGGCGGACCAGUCAACCACGAUUUGGUGCUAGUUAGCACCUUAGAUGGUAAGCUAACAGCAUUCUCAACUGACAAUGGCAUCAAAGCAUGGGACCUAGAAACACAACCAUUACUGUCAUCCAAUUUACAUCAUGUCGAGCUCACAGCAGGCGGUAAAUGGGUGCGUCUGGUGCCCUCCCUCCGCGGAACACUGUACAGCCUCAGCGGAGAAACCAUUGAACCUUUACCAUUUGAUGCGGAACAACUUCUUUCCGCGUCAUUCAAGUACUCCGAUGACUUGGUCAUAGCUGGUGCAAGAGAAACCAACUGGCUCGGUCUGGACGCGUCGUCGGGGUCCAUAAUAUACGAGUGUGGGUCUAGCGGGUGCAACAGCGAGCAACAGACGGCGGGCGCGGGCCGAGACAUCCUCGUGUUGAGACGACACUCUAAUACCGUGAGGGCAUUGGACCCGCGCAGUGGGAACGAAAAAUGGAACUUCAGCGUGGCCGAGCACCAGCUGGCAUUAAGCCGGCGGGAGUGCGCGGGCGGCGCGACCGGUCCUCCGCCGGCCGUGGCCGUGGGCGUGGCUUUACCUGAGGGCGUGGUCGCCGUCCGCCGCCCGGGCGACGCGCGACUGCUGUGGAGGCAGAAGCUAGAAGCCCCAGUGGCAGGCAUGUGGCGUCUCCAAGGCGGUUCAUUACAACACAUCGACGUACUAUGGGAGGCGGCUCAGUCGCUAGUAGACAACGCGCCAGCCGCGCCGCCCUCACUAUACAUCGGUGUGCAUGACAGACAGGCGGCUCAGUCGUUAGUAGACAACGCGCCAGCCGCGCCGCCUUCGCUGUAUAUCGGCGUUCAUGACAGACAGGUGAGUGGUCCCACAGGCCCCGUGGCAGGCAUGUGUCUACAAGGCUCGCUACAACACAUCGGCGUUCAUGACAGACAGGUGAGUGGUCCCACAGGCCCCGCGGCAGGCAUGUGUCUACAAGGCUCGCUACAACACAUCGACGUGCUAUGGGAGGCGGCUCAGUCGCUAGUAGACAACGCGCCGGCCGCGCCGCCUUCGCUAUACAUCGGUGUGCAUGACAGACAGGUGAGUGGUCCCACAGGCCCAGUGGCAGGCAUGUGGCGCCUCCAAGGCGGUUCAUUACAACACAUCGACGUACUAUGGGAGGCGGCUCAGGCGUUAGUAGACAACGCGCCGGCCGCGCCGCCUUCACUGUAUAUCGGUGUGCAUGACAGACAGGCGGCUCAGUCGCUAGUAGACGCCGCGCCGGCCGCGCCGCCCUCGCUAUACAUCGGUGUGCAUGACAGACAGGUGAGUGGUCCCACAGGCCCCGUGGCAGGCAUGUGGCGCCUCCAAGGCGGUUCGUUACAACACAUCGACGUGCUAUGGGAGGCGGCUCAGUCGUUAGUAGACAACGCGCCGGCCGCGCCGCCUUCGCUAUACAUCGGCGUUCAUGACAGACAGUUAUACAUCCAAGAAAGCGUCUUCUACGCUCAGAAACUUGAGACAUCAGUGUCGGCCAAGCCAGUGCCGUGGAAACUGAAGCACUCGCGGCCUCUGCUGGACGGACAGGAAACUGCGCUGUCGGUGCAGGACCCCGAACCUAACACCCUGUCGCUGAUCACCCUGUAUGGCACCACUGAGCCUACCGGCAACCACGGCUUCUUCCUCUACCUCCAAGAGACGUGCGACCAAGCAGUCCAAGUGUCCGAAGAAUCCAUCGACGGCCCCGACAUAGUCCUGCCCACACCGGACGAGGAUCACGAACAUCAUCAUAUACACGUGCACGUGUAUUCUCUAUGGUUCUGGUGGAAGGAAGUGCUGCUGAUAGCAGUCAGUUCGGCAUUGCUGAUGAAUCUGAUGAUCUGGCCGAGGUUCUUCGCUCCGAAGCUGAGGCCAAGCACGCCACUGCCUGUUAACCAUCAGGAGAACAUAAUAGUAGAGCGGUACUACGAGCGGCCUCCACCGACUCCCCCCACUCAAGAAUAUUCGGGGCGAUACGAGAACGACUUCACCCCGCUGCGCUGCCUCGGCCGAGGCGGCUUCGGCGUGGUGUUCGAAGCUAGAAACAAUAUUGACCACUGCUCGUAUGCUGUGAAGAGGAUCACGCUGCCUAAAAGGGAAUCGAAACGCGAGCGUGUCUUGCGCGAAGUUCGCGCGUUAGCCAAGCUGGAGCACGAAAAUAUCGUGCGCUACUUCAACGCCUGGCUCGAGGAGCCGCCGCCGCUGUGGCAGGAGCAGCGAGACGCUGUCUGGAUGAGAGCACGAGGACAUCGUGCGCUACUUCAACGCCUGGCUCGAGGAGCCGCCGCCGCUGUGGCAGGAGCAGCGAGACGCUGUCUGGAUGAGGUAGGAGGAUACAUCAUCAUCUUCAUCAUCAUCAUCAAGUUGGAGCACGAGGACAUCGUGCGCUACUUCAACGCCUGGCUCGAGGAGCCGCCGCCGCUGUGGCAGGAGCAGCGAGACGCUGUCUGGAUGAGAGAACUGGACGGAGUCUCCGUAGCUAUGACAGAUGAGUGUACCGCCACGUCACCGCCUAACAAAAGCAGCCAUACCAAGCGGGACAGUGUCCGGUUGGAGCUACAGAAGUCUAUUGACGAUUGUGUGGACGCGCUUGACUAUGAGAAGCGACUGGCUGAUCUGCCUAAGAGGAACAGAUCGCUAAGCUGCAACGACUCCUUCAGCAUAGUAUUCGAAGACAACGUCUCCAAACAUUCCCAAAACUCCCACCACUCGUCCCGGAAUUCCCACCAUUCGUCCCACAAUUCACCCCACCACUCCACUCCUACAUCCCCCAAACAUAGCAGCCACGAUUUCAACAUCAGCACGACCCCAGAUUUGUCAAAAAACCUGGGAGAUUACGCUACCACCGAUCUGUCAAAGAACAUCACUAGCGGGGAUUUCGGGGUGAACAAUUUACCCCAAGUUGCAAGUGGGGACAAUGACGAUUCAUUUAUUGUGUUCGCACAUUCCGAAAACCCGAAGUCUGGGCAGAGUGAAGCGAGGAAAGAAUCUUCGGUGGACAAAAGACUGGAGAGGGUGAAAGAGAUUGAUGGAUUCACUAAGACUGACAGCACUAGUAGUAAAAAUAAGAAGAAAGGCCACAGGCGGCACUGGUCACUGGACCUAUGCGUCCGCUCCGAGCCGGCCGCUAGCAAGAUGUACCUCUACAUCCAGAUGCAGCUGUGUCUCCGCGACAGCCUGCACGACUGGCUGCGGCUCAACCGCACGCCCGCCUCGCGCGGGGACAAGGUACGACACGGGUACAAGGUACACGGGUACACUGUGCACUGCACACAGGGACACAGGCGGCACUGGUCGUUGGACCUGUGCGUCCGAACCGAGCCGGCCGCUAGCAAGAUGUACCUCUACAUCCAGAUGCAGCUGUGUCUCCGCGACAGCCUGCACGACUGGCUGCGGCUCAACCGCACGCCCGCCUCGCGCGGGGACAAGGUACACGGGUACACUGUGCACUGCACAGAGGGACACAGGCGCCACUGGUCAUUAGACCUGUGCGUCCGAACCGAGCCGGCCGCUAGCAAGAUGUACCUCUACAUCCAGAUGCAGCUGUGUCUCCGCGACAGCCUGCACGACUGGCUGCGGCUCAACCGCACGCCCGCCUCGCGCGGGGACAAGGUACGACACGGGUACAAGGUACGACACGGGUACAAGGUACACGGGUACACUGUGCACUGCACACAGGGACACAGGCGGCACUGGUCGUUGGACCUGUGCGUCCGAACCGAGCCGGCCGCUAGCAAGAUGUACCUCUACAUCCAGAUGCAGCUGUGUCUCCGCGACAGCCUGCACGACUGGCUGCGGCUCAACCGCACGCCCGCCUCGCGCGGGGACAAGGUACGACACGGGUACAAGGUACGACACGGGUACAAGGUACGACAGGGGACAAGGUACAUAGGUACACUGAGCACUGCACAGGGGCACAGGCGGCACUGGUCACUGGACCUGUGCGUCCGCACCGAGCCGGCCGCUAGCAAGAUGUACCUCUACAUCCAGAUGCAGCUGUGUCUCCGCGACAGCCUGCACGACUGGCUGCGGCUCAACCGCACGCCCGCCUCGCGCGGGGACAAGGUCAAAGUCCUCUUCAGCCAGAUAGUAUCGGCCGUGGAAUACGUCCAUCUAGCGGGUCUCAUCCACCGCGACCUCAAGCCCAGCAAUAUCUUCUUCGCGCCCGAUGGAAGGGUCAAAGUGGGCGACUUCGGGCUCGUGACCGCCAUGAAUGACAGCUCGCAAGAUGGCGGCCCGACUGACGAGAUUGACGCGUAUGCGAGACACACGUAUAGAGUUGGCACACACCUCUACAUGUCACCAGAACAGCUGCUCUGCCGUCCAUACAGUUACAAAGUGGACAUCUACUCCUUGGGAUUGAUUCUGUUCGAAUUACUACAACCGUUCGGGACCGAGUCCGAGCGAGUGACGUGCCUCCUUAGAUUGAGAGACGCGCGGUACCCACAUCGUUUCAACGAGGAGUACCCACAGGAGAGCGAAGUCCUAAAACUGAUGUUAAGCGAGGAUCCAUCGCAGCGACCGACCGCUAUGGGAGUAAAAGCGCGCGCGCCGCUUUAUCAACGGACCGACGAACGAUACCACUUCUCGCUGCCUAAUGCGCCCGCUUGACGGUACGUCAACAGUUUUUAAUAUCGACUUUAUUGUCAACAUCAUACGACUUACUUU
Messenger RNA from Ostrinia nubilalis (European corn borer), 4937 nucleotides. RefSeq lists its product as uncharacterized. Gene Ontology annotation, biological process: protein phosphorylation. Bases 132 to 4880 code for a protein of 1582 amino acids. Lineage: Eukaryota; Metazoa; Arthropoda; Insecta; Lepidoptera; Crambidae. The transcript is spliced from 23 exons. The record is from RefSeq and is a predicted model, not a curated record. Gene Ontology annotation, molecular function: eukaryotic translation initiation factor 2alpha kinase activity; protein binding; ATP binding. Gene Ontology annotation, cellular component: cytoplasm; nucleus.